Molecule: messenger RNA, 1202 nt
Organism: Anastrepha obliqua
Lineage: Eukaryota; Metazoa; Arthropoda; Insecta; Diptera; Tephritidae
Product: nucleoporin seh1-like
Exons: 5
Coding region: 57-1130 (357 amino acids)
Biological process (GO): positive regulation of TORC1 signaling; cellular response to amino acid starvation
Cellular component (GO): nuclear pore outer ring; Seh1-associated complex
Molecular function (GO): structural molecule activity; protein binding
Source: RefSeq, a predicted model, not a curated record
UUUUCAAGUUCUGGAAUAUGAUUAUGAUCUAUAAGCAAUAACUUUUAUUUACAAUCAUGUUUGAAGUAAAUCCAAUAUCCGCGGACCACAAAGAUGUUAUCCACGACGUUGUUUUCGAUUACUACGGACGACGUAUGGCCACUUGUUCCAGUGACCAAACUGUGAAAAUCUGGGAUGAAGACGAUUUAGGCAAGUUGACAGUUUCGAGUAGUUGGAAAGCACAUUCUGGUUCUAUAUGGCGUAUAUCAUGGGCACAUCCAGAGUUCGGGCAAGUUUUGGCGACAUGUUCAUUUGACCGUACCGCUUCGGUAUGGGAGGAAGUUGCUGGUGAAAAAGUCGCAGCCACCAUGACACCAGCUCGUAGAUGGGUGCGUCGUACGACUCUGGUGGACUCUCGCACUAGUGUUACUGAUGUGGAAUUCGCUCCCAAAUACUUGGGCCUUCUUUUGGCCACAGUCUCAGCGGAUGGUAUAAUUCGCAUUUACGAAGCACCGGAUAUAAUGAAUCUUUCACAGUGGCCAGUUCAGCACGAAAUAACAAAUAAAUUACCAUUGAGCUGCAUAUCGUGGAACACUUCCACAUACAAGCUUUCUUCGCAUCUUCUAGCCGCCGGUAGUGACGAUACUUCUGCGCAUACGGGGAAAGUCUUAAUCUUUGCAUAUAACGAAAGCGCGCGAAAAUGUGCAGUAGUGGAAACUAUAAAUGAAAUAAACCAGCCUGUAACUGACCUAUCGUUCGCUCCUGCCGCUGGUCGUCGAUUUCAUAUAUUAGCAGUAGCUAGUAAAGAUCUGUAUAUUGUAAAUAUUCGAGGAGCAACUGAUUCUUCCGCAAAUGCGAAACUGGAAAUCCAAACCAUUAAGUUUAGCGAUCACAAUUGUCCCGUUUGGAGAGUAUGUUGGAAUAUGCUGGGUACAAUGCUGAUUUCUACUGGCGAUGAUGAUAGCGUUCGAAUGUGGCGAAUGAAUUAUACAGGAAACUGGAAAUGCGCUGCUGUGUUGAAAGCUGAAGGGAGUCAUCCGUCUUAUGAACCUAGUCUUAACUCUCCGACAUUCACUGCCGCAGCCGCGGCUACUGCCAAAUACUAUAAAAAAGGCACAAUUAGCAACCCAAGUCAGGUGCCUUGGCACUAGUGUAAGUAGUUUAUUUUACUUUAAGCCCUUUACUGUGUUUCUAUGUACGUAAUAAAGAUAUUUUAAAUACAA